CCAGCUUGUCACAGGAGAUUUCAUUCGUUCGGAGGACUUGCUCGCGGACGGUCGUCCAUCGCUGUCCUAGUUUUUGUUUAGCUUGUCUAGUGUACGAAACUGGUAGGGAAAUCGUCGUUCCGCAGAUCUUGCAGUCGAGCAGUGAAAGCUAGCGAGAGAGAGUGAGCUUUGAUGGGAGAGUGCCUCUCGGCGCGCUUUGUGUUUUUUGGAGCGGGUCUCGGAUACAGGAUUAGGCAAAAGGUGCGCUGGUGGGUGGUUCCGAUUCUUAGAACGACACCAUUCACAAAAUUUUUCCUUCUUCAGGUCAGUUCAGUGAGGAAAAUGGCGCCGUUCAUAUAGUGCUUUCACGAAAUGCUGCUUCCUGAAGCAUGAAAUCAGUAAUUUAUUAGCUAAGAAGUGUAAUUUGAAGUUGAUUGAGUAAAGAAGUGUUCGUUUGUCCCAUUUGGGUUACGUUUUCGCAGGCGAAGCUGCUGUACAAUUCAGGAAAAUAUCAGCGCUGUUUUUUUCUGGAUGCAGAAAGGAGCAUCCAUUUCAAUGGCAGUGAAAAGCGCCAUGACUGUAUGACUGCAUGACCGUUAUAACACAAUUGGAUAUUGUUAUUUGAUGAGCGGGAUUAGAGCAAACGUUUUCGUGUAUUAUUCAUGCAAAAUAAAAAGUGUAUUAAAAGUAUUAAAAAACAAGUGGAACAGUUAAAGACGAGGUCUAAGCUCAAUUUGAAAUUCUGCUUGAUGACUAGUAAGUGCAAGUGAGAAAAAACCAUAGGCAUACUAAGCUUCAUACACCCAUAGUUGCUGUUUUUUGGGUGAAGUGAGAGCUUCGAGAUUGGUGGAAAACCCAUCCCAAAGUUCAAAGGAAUAGGAGGACAUCACACUCACACCUGUGUAGACCUGGAAGCGAGCGCAACAGUACGUCUAGACCGUAAAAACUCAUCGCCGACAGCAGACUGAAAACAAUCGGGUACGCUUUUUCCGCCAACUGAUGGCCCCCAAAAGGAUAGAAAACGGUUUAGAUUACUCGCAACAAUAGCGUAAGCACAUGUGGCAAUUAGGCCGCCACAACAAGAGGCACACAGCAGCGACGCAGCAUCAACGGAGCAACCGAAUGCUUUAGCCCGGCACGGCUGCCAUUACCACCGACUCUCACCUUCGACCUUAUACACACAUACAAACACACACCCACACCCACACACCGACUCAAACAUAUCUCUAAAGCUUCUUACAACUUCGAGAAGCAUCCGACCGGCUGCACCAUAGGUCCCAUCGGGCAAAGAUGAAGUUUUCAAUCCCGCUUCCAGGCGGCGGCACCGGACUGACACUAUUCUCCAAGCUAGUGCGAACCAAGGACCUCCGCAAGCUCCAGGGCGAAGAUCCGAAAAGUACAAAGCCAAAACUAACGAAAUGUCUAACCACACUCGACCUAACCUCGCUUGGAGUAGGAUCGUGCUGUGGCACCGGUAUGUAUCUAGUGGCCGGUUUGGUAGCAAGAAACAUAGCUGGCCCCGGUGUAGUGCUUAGUUUUAUCAUAGCGGCAAUAGCUAGUAUAUUUUCAGGCGCCUGUUACGCGGAGUUUGGCGUCCGGGUGCCCCACACUUCCGGUUCCGCGUACAUGUAUUCCUACGUGUCGGUGGGAGAGUUUGUGGCGUUUGUUAUAGGAUGGAAUAUGAUAUUAGAAUAUUUAAUUGGUACGAGUGCGUGUGCCUGUGCGUUGAGUGCUAGCUUCGAUUCGUUGUCCGGAGGUGCCAUCAGCAGGAGCAUAGCGUCCGCCGUGGGGACUCUGUUCGGCCGUCCUCCGGAUUUCAUCGCAUUCGGCAUCACUCUACUGAUGACCUUCGUGCUGGCGUUGGGGGCUAGCAAAUCGGUGCUCUUCAAUAACGUCCUCAAUACGAUAAACCUAGCCUCGUGGGUGUUCAUCCUAACGGCCGGUUUGUUCUACGUCGACACAUCCACGUGGGCCGAGCACGAAGGCUUCCUCCCGUACGGAUGGAGUGGGGUGUUUACGGGGGCAGCCACCUGUUUCUACGCCUUCAUCGGGUUCGAUAUCAUUGCGACGACGGGCGAAGAAGCGCACAACCCGCAGAAAAGCAUUCCGAAGGCAAUCGUCGGUUCGCUGGUAAUUGUGCUGUUCGUGUAUGUCACGAGCAGCUUCAUCCUAACGCUAGUAGUUCCAUACGAUCACAUCGACAAAGGUUCCGCCCUGGUGCAGAUGUGGACCUACGUGGGUGCACCGAAAUGUCGUGCACUGGUAGCGCUCGGUGCCACCGCUGGCCUUAGCGUGGCCAUGUUCGGUUCGAUGUUCCCAAUGCCACGGGUGAUAUACGCCAUGGCGCAGGAUGGACUUAUAUUCCGGAUGUUGUCCCAGCUGUGGGCGCGCACCGGCGUCCCUGGCAUCGCCACCAUCGGCAGUGGCGUGGCAGCCGCCCUGGUGGCGCUAACGGUCAAGCUGGAAGUGCUGGUGGAGAUGAUGUCCAUCGGGACGCUGCUCGCGUAUACGUUGGUCUCGACGUGUGUUCUAAUUUUGCGCUAUCAACCGCACAGUACAUCGUUGGUGGAUUUACUGCCGGCUCAGCUGCGGACACCGCAACCUCCUAGCACUCCGGAUCCGGCAACGCAGCAGCGGGUCAAGGGUAAUGUGAUGGUGAAAAAGAUCUAUCGCGGAUCACCCGACUCGGACGAUAGCUUUGGAGAUGACAGCCCGGAUGGUUUCCUGGGUCGAGACGAUCAGUUUCUGGUGUCGGACAAGUCCGAGAACAAGUUCUAUGGUGCUGUACAUGGUGCACCACAAGGUGGUUCCAAUCCGUUUACACUAUGGGGCUUCGGAUAUAUUGGAAGGAAGAUCCAGCAGUACUCAUACCUAUGUCCCGGCCUAUUUCCUUGGGUUAAUCCCGGUCCAGCGACACAUGAAAGCGGAAUUUUCGUCACCAAAAUGGUCGGUUUGAUGUACGCGUGUAUAUUCUUUUUGGAUCUUUUUAUGGCGAUUGGUAUUACGGGUUCUUUCUUCGCGCUUGUCUACACUGCACUGGUGCUGGGAAUUUUCGUUAUUCUGAUGGUUAUUUCGCGACAGCCCCAAAAUCGGUAUGCUUUACCAUUCCUAACGCCCGGACUUCCGUUCAUUCCGACCGUCGCCAUCACGGUGAACGUGUAUCUUAUAUUUAAGCUAAGUAUACUGACGUUAGUUCGGUUCACGGUCUGGAUGACACUGGGGCUGAUCAUGUACUUUUACUACGGAAUCACGCACAGCCUGUUGGAAAAUCCGGACGAAGAAUUCGAGCUGACGGUGGACGGUAAUGGGCAGCAGCCACCAUCCGGUCAGCCGACCACGUUGAAAGUUCCUUCAAAAAGCAAUCACCGAAACGAACCGACGGCGGUGUGGGAUCGACAUGGGUAUGAAAACCGCAUGGCGACAAAUGACGACGGUGAGCUACAAUGGGGGGCCAGUUAUAAUGCGACCAACAGUUGGAACCCUAACGAUGCGUGGAGUGACACCACCAUUUACGAUCCACCACGUCAGAAGCACCAAUCACAGCCACAGCGUCAUCAGAUCGGACAGACCAACAUCUUUCAGCCUCCGCCAACGCAGCCGAGGCCGGAGACAAAGAAGGAUGGCUUCGGUAUGUUUUACCAGGAAACCACCAGCUAUCCCACUUGGGACGACUAAACGCUACUCGCAGGAGCAGCCAUCAGUAGCAACAACAACAACAACACAAUCCCGUAGCAUCGUAGCUGUACAGACACACUUAGACGAGAGAGCAUCCGGAGGACUGAACGCGGUGAAUUUAUCGGGAAAGCAAUCAUUACCCAUCAUUAUCGGUGUUGUUACAGCAUUACGUCGUUAGUCGAACCAUCCCCCAUCUACGGUAGCGCAAGCAACAUGUGCAUCUGUGUGUGUGCGUGUGUUGUAUUGUACACUGCAAUAUAGGCUAGGUCGUAUACAGUAUAUACCGUUUGGCGGUCAAACACAGUUGAGAACAGCUCUAUGCGGUUUUCCACUCCAUUUGCGGACACACCAUCGGCAGCGGGGGCGGCGACGAUUCUCCACCUACCGAGGUUAUACGUUGAACGAAAUGGUUUUGGGUGUCCUAUUUUCAUCCGGCCUUGUUUUGUUUAUUUCAUGGGUUUGAAGCACAUAGUUAGAAAUUUAUUUUAAAUUUAGAAUUCCUUGUUUUUUAUUAAUGAGAUUCAGAAUCCAAAAAUGUCAAAGUUCCAAUUAUGACCGUUCACUUGCCGCAGCGAAACUGACACAACUGUCGGAAAGUGAUCGUUUGUAUCUGGAUGCGAUGGUUUUACUAAAAAAAACGACAAUCGCCCACCCCCGCUGCUGAAGUCGACCAGACUCGAGCAGCCCUGAUCAGUCCUGGGGUCCUUCCCCCGGAAUAAAAUGUGAUAUUCUCUUACGAAUUAAAACGAAAACAUAUCCUUAGUUGACUUUUGAUUUCACUCAAAACUGUUAGUAUACAAAUUAGUUAAGUUUAGAAUACUAAUCUUAGGUAGCGACUCGAACGCUGGUCUUCAGGUUAAAACCAAAGAAUGUUUACUACUAUACGUACAAUAAUUUAUGUUAGAAUGUUAAUUUUACAACCGUUCUUCUAUCGAUUGUCAGAGUAUAUUUGUAUUCGAAGUCGGAGAGAAAGCCAAUGGUAUCGGGGCAAACGCAGCGAGGUAUGUACAGUAUAGGCAAAGUAUCAUCCUUACACGAUAAGAGACUAGGAGAAUUAUAUACGAUCAAUAACAGAGCACUGUAAAAAAACACUGUCACGAUUCUAGGAAAUUUGAAAAUAAUUUACAACACUCAAAAUUGAGCACUCUUGGAAUGGUGUAGGAAACAAAAACAAAAAUCGAAGACAUUAGUUAGUUUUUACUAGACCGAGGGUUUUAUUAACAACCAGUUACCAACGGAAGCUGAGCAGAUCGACAAAUGCGCAGGAUAAAGCUAGCAAUAACGAUCGAAACGAAGAUAACACUAAGACAAGAUGGCGGCAUUAUGUGUGUAGACAAAAAAAAUCAAAUACAGAAGCGUUGAAAUCAUAUUACACCUAAACAGGAAAAUUAUAAAAGAUAACUAUAUACACUAGUCGAAAAGAGAUUGAAAUCAGCAUCUUUCAAUAAAUUAAGUGAUAUUUUACUGUUAAUAUUGUUGAUUGAAGUGUAUUUAUUACCAUUAUUGCAGUUGAGCACAGCAUGAAGAAGUAAAAAUCUAUCGAGUGAUGAGGAUUGUUGACACAGUUUUGCAGCUAUGCCAAAACGGUUAUAUGUACUAGGAAGGUGUUUAUGAUAUUUCGACUACGUUCUCCAAUCAGAGUAUUUCUUCUAGUGUUACAGCAGUACUGGGUUCAUGUUAUCUAGGUUCUGUUUACCUACUUGACUGAAAAAAUAAACUGAUCCCAUCAUGACUCAGUAGAACAAGAAAAAAAAAUGACAAACAUAGCAACCUAUUUUAGCUCUCCGUCUCUUCCAUGCAAUGCUGGUAUUGAAAAAUUACAAAAAAAAAAACUAACUAACAACAAAACAAAACAGCCAGGAUUUUAAACAAAAAAAAAAUCUUUUACAACACAACAGUACUUGACACACGAGAGAGCUGCGCUAUAGCUUGCUAGUUUUCACGAACCAGAACAAAAAUGAACAAAACUAAGUUUUAACUUUUCUAAGUGUGAUAUUUAUCUAUAUACAUAUAUACAUUGAAACAAAAACAUAAAACAAAGAUAAAUUAUAUUGCAUAUUGCAGACUAAAUAAUUCUAUACAUUACUAAACUCACUCAAGACAAACAAAUCAUUAUCCGUGUUCACACCAUGUUACGAUCAAAUACUUCAUCGAUAUAUUUAAAGAGAGAGAGAGAAAAAUCGCCCAUAUAGUUGCAAAUCUCCAUUAGUCCAGAUCUAAUUCACACAGAAAGAGAAAAAAAUAAAUAAAUACGAACCGUACAAAUCAUGGCAGAUUGAUGGAAGCUAAUGAAACUGAGCAAACGAAAGUCAACAUCAGCAAGAAUCAUCCAAGCAACCAUAGCUUAUUUAAAGUCUAGUUAGUACAUCUUUUCAAAUUCUUCACAAUGAAUAAGAAACAAAAAAAUAAUAAAAAAAAAACAAACAAACCACAUUAAAAUCUUCUAGGUGUCUGUAUAAAACAAAGAAAAAAGCCCAAAGCUAACAUAUGUAAAAUUGCAUCUAUCAAAUUAUUGAAACCAAACUAAAAAGUGAAGAUGAGUUAAAGGAUGAAAAUCGCAUACGCAAACAUAUACAAGUAUUAGAGGAAGAUAAUCCAUUUGUUGAGUUGUUGAGUGAAAUUCAACUAAUAAGUACUAUUAUUAUAGGAUUUAUCACCGCGAUAAGAUGACACUAACUAAAGAAAAACAAAACCAACCUACUCCCUACAGACAGAGAGAGAAAGAGAAAGAGAAAGUAACAAAAAUAGCGACGGAACAAAACCAACCAAAAUCGGAAAAUGAAAUUAAAAAAAUAAAAUACGGAGGCAAAUCAGCGAAUCACUGUAGUCGAGAACAACAGAUGACAAACUAUAUCUAAACAACAGAAGGUUGAAUAGUCGAACAAAUAAACGCAAUAAGAAAACUAUAAGAAA
Messenger RNA from Wyeomyia smithii (pitcher-plant mosquito), 6567 nucleotides. RefSeq names its product probable cationic amino acid transporter. Gene Ontology annotation, cellular component: plasma membrane. The coding region runs from base 1270 to 3654 and encodes 794 amino acids. The record is from RefSeq and is a predicted model, not a curated record. Lineage: Eukaryota; Metazoa; Arthropoda; Insecta; Diptera; Culicidae. Gene Ontology annotation, biological process: transmembrane transport; amino acid transport. The transcript has 12 exons. Gene Ontology annotation, molecular function: amino acid transmembrane transporter activity.